Dujonia railenensis is the source of this 798-nucleotide messenger RNA. The record is from the annotation of a GenBank genome assembly. Lineage: Eukaryota; Fungi; Ascomycota; Pichiomycetes; Serinales; Debaryomycetaceae.
AUGCAAUUCACUCCAAGAGUUUCCGCCUCCAAGGCCGAAAACAAAGCUCCCAAGACAAAAAAGCAAAGAGCAGCCAAAAGCAAGUCAACUGAGCCAGCCAACAAGAAGAACCUCAAGUUGAUUAAGAAAAUCAAACACCUACUAGGUAAAAUUAAAAAUCUUUUCAGAAGAAGAGACAAGAAGCCUCAGGAAGAAAAGGUAUGCAAGUACAUCGAGGAGUUGAUCAAAACUAUCAAUGAAAACCCUUUCCCUGCUGACUUCAGCUUCAAUGAAGCGAGAUUAGAGAUCAUUUCCCAGGCGAAGUACGAAAACUUUAGAAGCGAAAUCUUAGAGACUAGCACAGUACUCCUUCACGCUAACCCAUAUAAGGAAUUCCCAAGAUUCUUGUGCCAAUCCCAAUUACCUCCAGCUACCGCAUCAUCAACCUAUUCAGAAGGAACUAGAAUCUUCAUUGAAGAAAAACAGGAACAGGAACAAGAUGAACAAGUAAAGAAAAAGGAACAAGAACAAGAUGAACAAGUAAAGAAAAAGGAACAAGAACAAGAUGAACAAGUAAAGAAAAAGGAACAAGAACAGGAACAAGAACAGGAACAGGAACAUGAAAAGGAACAAGAACAGGAACAGGAACAUGAAAAGGAACAAAAACAGGAACAGGAACAUGAAAAGGAACAAGAACAACAAGAACAACAAGAACAACAAGAACAACAAGAACAGCAAGAACAAGAAGAAGAAGAAGAAGAAGAAGAAGAAGAAGAAGAAGAAGAAGAAGAAGAAGAAGAAGAAGAAGAAGAAGAAGAA